AUGGCCCAGCCUCCACACCCCAACGAAGAUGAUGUCCAAUUUCUAUACCAAAAUCCCGAAAAUCCCGAAAAUCCCAUCGAGUCCGCGUCGAACAACGUCCAAAGCUUUGGUUUCCUAAUUGCAUUCACCGAGAGCGAUGCUAGACGACUCGUAGUCAAAUGCGCCAGCGACAAUUCGGCUUCAUUUACGGGCUACUCCCCGAAUGACUUGUUCGAGUUGGAAGACUUUGGAAGCAUCCUAGGAUCAGGCGAUUUGGAUACCUUGAUGACUCGUCUGAGCUAUCUCAAAGAGUCGAGAAUCGAUGGGGUCGCCGGCGGCCGUGCUGUAUUCAACUUGUCGAUCUUCUCAAAACAAGGCGAACCUGAACGGUUUUGGUGCUCCAUGCACCUGAGAUCCUGCCCUCCAGACCCCGAUACUGUUGUUUGCGAGUUUGAGGUUUUUAACGACGCUUCUCCCUCCAUCUCAGGACACCGAAGUCACACGAGUGAUGUAGCGAAGAAAAUCCCUCGAACUUCUCGGAGGGUUGGAAACGAAGGCGGGGAGCUCAACACCGCGCAGGCAAUUGGAAUCAUGUCAAAGAUACAAGGGACCUUCGCCGCCACGGGAAGCCUGGCGGCCGUCCCCGACACCAUCGUGACCACGGUUAAGGAGCUCACAGAAUUUGACAGAGUCAUAUUGUAUCGUGUCGACGAGUUCAUGGCUGUAACGGUACUUGAUUCGCGCGACAGGGAAUGGCGGGGUUCGCAUCGAUGCAUACAUUUAACCACGCUCCCUAGCGGGAGAAACGGGAUACACCCGUCGCCUUUCCCGAGCCAGCUCAGACUUGUACACGAUCGCGAAGCGCAACCUGUAAGCGUUGUAUACAAGAAUGGAGAUUCUCACCAGAAGCAGCCUGGAGACCUGGACCGAUCGUACCUCAGCACGGCCUCGCCGACGUUCUUUGAGGAGAUCGAAGCCGAGGACAACAGUGCUCGCUCGUCCAUGGCCAUUCCAAUCAACGCCUUUGGGAAGCGAUGGGGUCUCGUAGUUUGUCACGCCUACCGACCCGAAGGAACGCGGAUAUCCAUUUCCAAACGCCAAAUGUGCGAGUUCAUUGGUAGUACAUCCGGCUGCGCCAUCGAGAGGCUGUCGUACGCCUCCAUGCUGGGCAAUGUCGAAUCGUCGCAGACUCGGCGCGAAUCGAUUCGACAUCCCGCGGAGAGCACCGCGGCUUCACGGGACCUCUUACGGCUCUUUGACGCAGAGUUUGCCUUGAUGUCUACGAGAGGGGAAGUUGGCAGAUUAGGCGAACCUAGCGAGGAGUCGUUCAGGGAGGCGAUGGCCAUUGUGCGGUGUAUCCAACCAUGCAAAACUAAAUCCGUCAUUGUGUCAUCAGACGUGCUGGCCGAGCUGCCCGAUGUAGGAAUCCCCGGUGCGCGUACCAUAUCCGGGCUGCUGUGGGCACCGCUGAGCACAUACGGCGGUGAUUUUGUUGUCUUUUUUCGACAGAAGCAAACUGAGUCGUCCGCGCCGCGCGAGGACGUAUCGUCAUCCACGUCCAAUAAGUCUCGUGCUGCGUCUGAUCCGAGCCAUGAGUGGUCCGACAAGCAGGUGCGUAUGGCCAUGGCCCUCGGUUCGCUGGGCCGCCAAUUGCCUCACCCACAAGAUUCCAAGGAGGGCGGUUCCUUGACUCUUCAAUCCGCACUUUCGCUAGCUAAACUAGAGCCGUAUGUGUACCGCAACGUCGGCUCCAUAGUCGAGUGUCUCAAUGUUGUCUUCCUUGCCUCAGCUACCAAAGGUAGAGCAAGGGCUACCGGACUCUACUCCGGCGGAUUCUAUUCCGGCGGGAUCUGCUCCGGCGGGAUCCACUCCGACUUUGCAACACUCGAUGACAUCCCGGACCGGAGCCGCGGCAUUCAGUGGUGGACCCCUCAUCCAAUUGGCAACGGUCCUCACUGGCAACCAUACGAAAACGGGAAGAUGCCGUCCAACUCUCAAUCCGAAGACGCCGCGGAACGGCCCCUCUUGGCAGACCCCCAUCAUGAGUACGGCGGAACCGACGGGCCUGCUCCUCCCGUGCUCAUCGCCGAGGAGCGCGGGGCCGGUACCUUUUCGCGUAACCUCGGCGCAGUAGAGGCGUUUGCCAUCGUCAUCAGCAUCGUCAUCGGCAGCGGUGUCUUUACCUCUCCGGGUUCCAUCGACACGAAUGUCCCCUCGCCCGGCGCCGCGCUGGUAGUAUGGCUUGUCGGCGGUGUUUUGGCGUGGACGGGUGCUAGUACCAUGGCCGAGCUGGGCACUGCGAUCCCGGGUGAAGGCGGCGUCCAACCCUUCUUGCAGCACAUUUAUGGUGACGUGUUUGGCUUCCUUGCCGCGUGGACCUGGAUUGUUGCCGUCAUGCCGGCCACCCUCGCCAUCCUGAGCAUAGUCUUUGUCGAGAGCAUCUACUCCGCCGGCGGGGUGACCGACCAGGCCGGCGCUCUCUCGCACAAGCUCUACUCCAUCCUCAUUCUCGUGGUGAUGAACGGCGCCAACUCCAUCAGCACCAAGGCCAGCACUCGCCUCAAUAACCUGUUCGUCGUGACCAAGUUCACUAGCAUCUUCGCCGUUGUGCUUGCUGGCAUUGUCGUCGUCAUCCUCCAAGUCACAGACCACGACCGUGAUGUUGGCGGACGGGACUGGUUCAAUAAGCCCUGGUUCGGGAACCGCAAGACUUCUCUGCCGGGUCGCGGCGAGCUCGACUGGAACAAGGUCGGUACCUGGGAUAUGCUUGGGUACUACUCGGCUGCGCUUUAUGGUGCACUCUGGGCCUACUCUGGCUGGGACAAGGCCGUCUAUGUCUCUGCUGAGCUUCAGCAGCCAGCGCGCCAGCUCCCUCUCGCCAUCAACACCGCCGUGCCGACCAUUAUCCUGUGCUUCAUCGCGGCCAAUGCGGCUUACUACGUCCUUCUUCCCUGGGACGUCGUUUCCGCGACCGACAGCGUGGCAGUCACCGCCAUCAACCGACUCCUCGGCCCCGUGUUCGGCAUCGUCGCCGCAGUACUCAUCUGCCUCGUCGUCGCCGGAUCCCUCCUCGGCAACUCCUUCGUCGCAGGUCGCAUGACCGUCGCCGCCUCAAACUUCAACUGGCUCCCCAAAUUCCUCGGCUUCGUCGGCCGCGUCGGCUUCAAGUCGGGGGAGAGCUCACCAGCCGACGCGUCGACGGACGAAGCAUCCAGGCCCGCAAAGGCACGAUCCGACGCGCCGCUUAACGCGCUCCUGCUCUCGACGAUCCUCUCAGCACUGUACAUUUUGUUGGGAAACUUCCGCGCCCUUUUGACGUUCAAUGGUCUGGGAGAGUACACGUUCUUUUUUCUGACGGUCCUGGGUGCCGUCAUCCUGCGCGUUCGAGAGCCGAAGCUGCGGAGACCGUAUAAGCCCUUUGUACUCAUCCCGAUUGUAUUCGCGCUGGUCAGCGGAUUUGUGGUUGUGAGAGGUGCCAUCUUUGCUCCUGUGCAGGCGCUCAUCUUGCUUGUCCUGUGGCUUGUCGGUCUUGGAUUUUACUGGGCGAGAAGGAAGUACUAUGCUCAUUGUAACCGGGCCGAUCAUUGA
Molecule: messenger RNA, 3567 nt
Organism: Colletotrichum orchidophilum
Lineage: Eukaryota; Fungi; Ascomycota; Sordariomycetes; Glomerellales; Glomerellaceae
Exons: 6
Coding region: 1-3567 (1188 amino acids)
Biological process (GO): amino acid transmembrane transport
Cellular component (GO): membrane
Molecular function (GO): L-amino acid transmembrane transporter activity; protein binding
Source: RefSeq, a predicted model, not a curated record